Rubroshorea leprosula is the source of this 3869-nucleotide messenger RNA. NCBI's taxonomy places the organism in Eukaryota, Viridiplantae, Streptophyta, Magnoliopsida, Malvales, Dipterocarpaceae. The record is from the annotation of a GenBank genome assembly.
AAUAGCAUAUAACUUAUGCAUAAACCUUCUUCAGUAGUUAAGUAUGAAUAGUUCUCUAAAGUUUUCUCUUCUUUUUUUCCAUAUUUUCUUGUUUUCCCUUCUUCCAUUAAAGGUUACAGCUUCAUUAAGAACACAAGCAGAAGCCCUUAUACAAUGGAAAAACAGCUUGUCUCUUUUACCACCUUCCUUAAAUUCUUGGUCCACCAACAAUAUUGACAAUCUCUGCAACUGGACUUCUAUCACCUGUGACAACUCCAUCAAAAUGGUUUCUGAAAUCAACCUUAUGAAUGCAAACAUCACUGGAACAUUAGCCCAAUUUAGCCUCACCCCCUUUUCUAAUUUGACCCGUUUUGACCUCCACAAUAACAAUCUUGUUGGAUCAAUACCACCAACCAUUGGCAACCUAUCCAAGCUCACUCACUUGGAUUUGAGCAACAAUGGCUUGGUAGCUAUUGUGCCUGUGGAGAUAGGGCAGUUGACGGAGCUUCAGUAUCUCAGCCUAUUCAACAACAGUCUCAACGGUAGCAUCCCUUAUCAAGUUAGUCAUCUUCACAAGGUAUGGUACUUAGACCUUGGAUGGAAUGACUUUACAACUCCUAAUUGGUCCAAGUUCUUAGACAUGCCUUUGUUGAUUCACCUUAGAUUGGCCAACAAUGCACUAGAAUCAGAUUUCCCUCCUUUUAUCACCAAUUGUCAAAAUCUCACUUUUCUAGACUUGUCAUUCAAUUCCUUGAUUGGCCCAAUACCAGAAUUGGUGUUCACCAAUCUAGUUAAGCUGAAGGUCUUCAAUCUUAGUCAUAAUUCAUUCCAGGCUCCACUGUCAUUGAACAUUUUCAAGCUUUCUAAACUUGUAGCUCUUCAACUAGGAGCUAACCAAUUCAUUGGUCCAAUUCCUGAGAGUAUAAGUCUCUUGUAUGAGCUUGAAAUUCUUGAAUUGUAUGAAAAUGCUAUAUGGGGUACCAUUCCAUCUUCUAUAGGUCAACUUAAGAAACUCAAGAAACUUGAUCUUCAUUCUAAUUCCUUUAAUUCUACCAUUCCUUAUGAGCUUGGUUCUUGUGCUAAUCUCACCAUUUUGGCCUUAUCCAAGAAUCAACUCACUGGUCAAUUACCUUUAUCCUUCUCCAAUUUAGUUAGAAUAUCCUCUUUGGAUUUGUCUGAAAAUGUACUUUCUGGUCAAAUCCCACCCUCUCUUAUUGGCAAUUGGACCCAGUUGAUCUAUUUACAGCUUCAACACAAUAACUUUACUGGUAAGAUUCCAUCUGAAAUUGGCUUAUUGACAAAGCUGAUGAGUCUCUUUCUGUAUAAGAACAAGCUUUGUGAUUCUAUUCCCUUGGAGAUAGGGAAUUUAAAGGAACUUGUACAGUUGGAUCUUUCAGAAAACCAACUUGUUGGCUUAAUUCCUUUAGCUCUCUGGAGUCUUACAAACCUUCAACAGCUGCAACUUUUCGAUAAUAAUCUUGUUGGAACAAUCCCACCGGAGAUUGAAAAUAUGGUGUCUUUGCAAUUACUUGUUCUCAGCACAAACCAACUGUUUGGGGAAUUGCCAGAGAACAUUUCCAAGCUUAUCAAUUUAAAUGAGAUCUCUCUUUUGACCAAUAAUUUCUCAGGUAGUAUCCCCAAAGAUUUUGGCAAAUAUAGUCCCUUCUUGCGGUACGUUGGCUUCUCAAACAAUAGCUUCUCUGGAGAACUCCCACGUGAGUUGUGUAGUGGCCUCCUCCUUGAAAAUAUCACUGUCAAUGACAACAAGUUCACUGGCUCAUUGCCAACUUGCCUUAAGAAUUGUUCAUUAUUAAAAAGGGUCCGAUUUGACGGGAACCAAUUUACAGGUGACAUCACAAAUGCAUUUGGGUUUCAUCCAAGCCUAAAUUUUAUUUCUCUAAGUGACAAUCAAUUUACUGGUCAGAUAUCUCCACAAUGGGGGGAAUGCCAGAAUCUCACCUAUCUACAAAUGAGCAAAAACAGAAUUUCUGGUGAAAUACCUAUAGAGCUUGGUAAAUUGAACCAAUUGGCUGUUCUUAGUCUUGGCUCCAAUGAGUUAUCUGGGAAUAUUCCUGAUGAACUGGGAAAUUUAAGCAUGUUGUUCAAUUUAAGUUUGAGCAAGAAUCAUCUAACUGGAGAAAUACCUCAAGAUAUAGGAGCUUUGCAGAAUCUUGCAUAUCUUGAUCUGUCAGAGAACAACUUGAUUGGAAGUAUCCCAAAAGAAUUUGGGAAUUUUGAAAAAUUAUUGAGAAUGGAUUUAAGCCAUAACAAUCUAUCUGGUAGCAUCCCACAUGAGCUCGGAAAUUUAAUUUCAAUUCAAAUCACACUUGAUCUAAGUAGCAAUUCACUUUUGGGACCAAUCCCACAAGAUCUGUCAAAGCUUACAUCAUUAGAGAAUCUUAAUGUGUCACAUAAUCAUCUCUCAGGCAUGAUUCCAGCAAGCUUAUCUAGAAUGAUUAGUCUUUGCACAUUUGAUUUCUCUUAUAAUGAGUUGACAGGUCCAAUCCCAACUGGAAAACAAUUUCAAAAUGCUUCUAGUGAAGCCUUUGUUGGAAACUUAGGUUUGUGUGGAAAGUUUGAUGGACUAACCCCUUGUAGUUCGAGUUCUAGCAACAACAAUUCCAACAAGAUUAACACUAGGGUUCUUAUUGUUGUCCUUGUUCCUAUUUGUGUUCUUUUAGUUGUAAUAUCUAUUGUUAUGAUUCUAAUGCAUCGUUGUCACAACAAACUACAUGAUGAGAAAGUUAAAAGAAGUAAAACAUUUGGGAGUUUUGAGAGAAUGAUAUGGGGAAGUGAAAGGACAUUCACAUUUAGUGAGAUUGUAACAGCUACAGAAGAUUUUGAUGAUAAGUACUGCAUUGGAAAAGGAGGAUUUGGAAGUGUUUACAAAGCCUUGUUGUCCAGAAAUCAACUAGUUGCUGUUAAAAAACUCAAUAUGGCAUACUCCAGUGAUAUUCCAGCUACAAAUCUCCAGAGUUUUGAGAAUGAGAUUCGUGUUUUGACAGAAAUUAGGCACCGGAACAUCAUCAAGCUACAUGGAUCAUGUUCAACAAGGGGAUGCAUGUAUUUGGUUUAUGAGUUCAUUGAGAGAGGAAGUUUGAAAAAUGUACUAUAUGGAGUUGGAGAAGUGGAGCUGGGAUGGGUUGCAAGGGUGAGAAUUGUGAAAGGAUUGGCUAAUGCCCUUGCAUAUUUGCACCAUGACUGCUUUCCCCCCAUUGUUCAUCGAGAUAUCUCUCUGAAUAACGUCUUGCUUGAGUCAGAACUCGAACCAAAACUCUCAGAUUUCGGCAUAGCAAGGUUCCUAGAUCCAAAUUCUACCAACUGGACAACAAUUGCUGGAUCUUAUGGUUACAUGGCACCAGAGCUUGCACUCACAAUGCAAGUGACAGACAAAUGUGAUGUUUAUAGCUUUGGUGUGGUAACGUUAGAAGUUAUGAUGGGAAGGCAUCCAGGGGAGCUUCUAAACUCUUUAUCAUCAUCAACAUUUUCAUUAGAUAACAAAGAAGUGCUUGUGCAAGAUGUACUAGACCCUCGACUAUCAUCUCCCACUCACGAAAUAGUGAAGGAGGUUGUCUUUGCCAUCAAGAUUGGCUUAGCUUGCUCACAGAGAGUGCCAGAGUUCCGACCCACCAUGCGUUUUGUGGCACAAGAAUUGUCAGCAAGAAAACAAGCCUCCUUGGCAAGACCUCUAGAGACAAUAACCAUUAGUAGGCUUAUUACAGGCCCAUUAGAAAUAGAAUGAAAGACUGUGAUGAGGAAUACGAAGGAAGAGUUAUUUAGAUUAUUUAGGAUUCAUAAGUAAUUAUUUUUAUUUGAGUGUGGUUAAAUCAUUGGCUAUGUGUUUAAUUUUAAUUUCAUACCUACAUUAUAAAUAAAAUUAUGAGGUUAUU